Molecule: messenger RNA, 1812 nt
Organism: Eupeodes corollae
Lineage: Eukaryota; Metazoa; Arthropoda; Insecta; Diptera; Syrphidae
Product: protein diaphanous homolog 1
Exons: 4
Coding region: 395-1600 (401 amino acids)
Source: RefSeq, a predicted model, not a curated record
UAAAAGGAAAAACACAAAAACAAAAUUUCCAAAGAAAUCAGCGAAUGAAAGAAAAAGAAAAAAGAAAAGAAAACUUGAACAUUGAUUUUUCCUUUAAUUCGUUACAAAGCGGCUUGAACACAAAAAGCAAGCACCAAGGUCAAUCCAUAACCUUGAAUUCGAAAUCAAAUGAUUCAAUCACACCAACUCACACACACACUUAUAAACACAUGCACCAGUUAACGGAAAACAUCAAAUUGUCACAUCUCAAGAAUCAAAUUGAAAAACGAUAGAUUAAUAUAAAAACAGAAGAUUGUUUGUAAAUGCAACCAGAAGAUCAGUAAAACCUUCGUGGAGUGUGUGGAUUUCUAAUUUUCCAGCUCGGAGACAACAGACAACAAAAUUCAAGCCCAAGAUGAGAUUGAGACUCAUACUAUUAGGAGCUGUGGUGUGUCUAGCUUUAGUUGAUAGGGCUGCUGCACAGUGCUUAUGUGCGUCGAAAGGAUUGGAUUAUUGCUCAUGCGGUGCUGCACCCCCACCCCUGCGACCUGUGCCGAAGACAAUACCAAGACUCCCUUUGCCGAAGUUUCCACCAAUAGGAGAUAGUUGUUGGUGUGGAAAACAGCUGGUCGAACCGGCAAAACCUCCAAAACCAACGUGCAAAGUAUGUGACACGUUUGAAUGGCUUAGUACACUUAAAACACUAGUUGCAAAAAAGGUCCUUAAUGCCGCAAUUGAGGUUAAGAAAAAGUGCAUCGGGCAUUUGCAGAAGAAGCUUAAUACAUACGAACAACUUGCUGCACUGUCUGCAGUUGCACCACCUCCAGUCCCACUUGCACCGGCAUUGCCCGCUGAGGCUCCAUUGCCUGCUCUACCUACAUUGCCUGCAUUACCUGCAUUGCCUGCUUUGCCCGCACUGCCUAAAUUACCGUUCGCUUUGCUUCCAGCACCACCAGUGCCUCCACCAACACCUGCUUUGCCAGCUUAUUCUUAUUGUAAUUGUGGCUCAUGCCUCACCCCUCCAGCUCCACCCUGCAAAUGUACCUGUGACUGUGCGCCAGCCCUUCCUUCCCGAGCUGCUACAUGUUUUGAUGCAAUGUUACCAAAAGCACCACCUGCAGCGUAUGUACGACCACCAGGAGUUCCAGCAGAUCCUCUUAGUAUCAGCAUGGCCUUGACUGCGAGUAAAAAUUUCGCUGUACCCGAAGCUAAGCUCAGUUAUGGACCAGUGGCAACACCUUUAAAUGCCAUCCAAAGAAUCUACUUUUCGAAUAUCCCCGAGGAGAAGCUUUAUGCUCUGAACGCCCAAAUUAUCGAAAAGAAGAAAACAUUCCCAGCUCCAACAAAAGCUGAGCUUCUAGCUGAGGCAUUAGAAGAGGCCGAAGAGGAAGAAGCUGCAGUUCCCGCUCCUGCUCCGUACUUGUCCUAUGCCGAUCUUGGCUACGGUCCAGCUGUUAUAAAGAAACCAUUGUUCCUGCGACUUACUCCACAACCGGGCUUAGCAUUGGCAGCUGCUGUACAAAAGCCUGUUCUUGCUGGUUGUGGUUAUGUGCCGGGCAAAGUAGCACCUGCUGCCGGAUACCUUGAACAACCUUUAGAAUAUGGAGCGCAAUGCUUAUAAGGUUUAGCAUUUAGGAUAUAGAAUAGGAAUCUUUAUUAAACUUUUGUGCACAGAAGGUUAGAUACACAGUUUUGGGAAAGAGCAUGUGUUUCUAAAAAUGAUUUAAGUUAUUUACUGACCAUGGUUGUUGUUGAUGUGUUUUAGUUAGUUAUAAGGAAAACUUUAAAUAAACAUACACAAAAUAAAAAUGUUUUUAAACGAGAAAAUAUUUC